AUGUCGAGGCUGGGAAGGUCGUCCGACGGCUCCGGGCCGGAGUCGACCCCAUCCGGUGUAUCCUCGCCAUGCGCGCGAGCGACUUCCGGCCGGAAUUCGCCGACACGCGCGUCGUCGAGCACGCCGUCGACCCCAUUCCGGGCGCCCGAGUCGAGCUCGACCGGAAACUCUCGAACCUCCGAAACCGCCCGCGUGACGAGACGGGCGCCCCUGCGCAUCUCCCAGGGCGGCGAGGACGACACCGCCGCGUGUUCCCCGUCGCCCGAGGCCCUCUUGGCCGCGAUGUCGGAACACGACGACACCCGCGACGUGUUCAUCGACGCCGAGGCGCUCGCGGAGGACGUUGCCGCGCCAGGCGAGGGAGGAGAGCAGCCUCGGGACGAUGAUGAGACGACGCGCGACGUGAAAAAUACCUUCGACGACGACGAAGACGAAGACGAAGACGAAGACCCCGUCGUGGACGCGGACACCGAGCGCGGGCUCCUGUGCGCCUCGAGGGAAUCGUCCCUCCAUCUCUCUCGCGCCCCCCGCGUCCACGACGCGUUCGACUACGAGCCGCGCUUUGACGGUCCCGAGGACCUCGACGACUCGGCCGACGACUCGGCCGACGACGACGACGACGGGGAUGUCCCUCGCCGAGCGUUCGCGACGGGAGCUCACGCCGGCGACGUCAGCGACGUCAGCGAUGUCAGCGAUGUCAGCGACAUCGGCCACGUCAGCGACGAACGCGACGAACGCGACGAACGCGGCGAACGAUUGGCUUUGACCCCGCUCCACGACGACGACCGGCUCGUCGAACGCGACGACGAUCGGCUGGACGCCGGGAGCGAAUUUCGGAGCGUGGGCGUCGGCGCGAGCGUGUCCGACGUCUUCGACGUCGACGACGAAAACCUUUGGCUCGCGUACUCGCCCACGCAGGGGACGUCGUCCCACCCAAAUCCCACGGGUUCGGUGGACGACGAAGACGGAGCGGACCCGAGCGGACCGGAGUGGGCGGGGCCGACGUCGCCCCUCGCAAACCCCAACCGCCGAGCGAGACCACGACGACGGGGGGUCCCCGAGGGGCGACGCGACGUGCCGAUCGGGGACGGGCGACGGUGGGGCGCGAGGCCGACGUCGUCGGACGGCGACGGCGACGGCGACGGCGACGGCGGCGACGGCGGCGGCUUCUUCUUCGACGAGGAGGAGGAGGACGCUCCCCGUCGCGCCCGCGGCCGUCGGUCGCGGACCCGGACGCUGAGGUUCACCGGCGAGGCGCUCGCCGGCGUGCAGGUGCAGGUCGAGGUGGCGAACGUCGAGGUCGACGAGCGCGCCUGCGGCGAGGACAGCGACGAGGAGGCGGAGGCGGUGGUGGCUGCGGUGCGCCGGUGGCAGGAUCCGUGGCGGCGGCAUCGCGACGCGACCGCCCCGGCGCGGAGCACGUACUCGACCACCGCGGCGCACCCGCUGCACCCCAUCGUCGGCGUCGCCGACCCGACCGCGUUCGACGGCACGACGGAUCCCGCGAGGGAGGAUCCCGCGGCGGCGGCGAUGCGGCGAACGAUGUGGCGCAGGGACGACGACGCGGACGCAAUCGACGACGACGACGACGAGAUUCGGGGAACGCCGUUUGGGGAAUUUAGUGCGGCGGUCGACGACGACGAGCCCGCGCAUCCUCGCAGGGACGAUGGACGCGGCCUUCCGGCGAUGGACGCGGACAUUCGCGACGCGGCGAGGGCCAUCGAGGAGGCGCGGCGCGUGUUGGAUCGCGAGUUGACGUCAUCCGCGGGUGGGUACGAAGACGCUAUGGACGAAGCCGUCGACGCGGCUUUCGCGCGAGCCGAGGAGACUUUGGCUCGGACGGAGGAGACGGCUGCGGCGUUGAGCCCGGGGGCGUUGAGCCCGGGCGGGGUCGCGGGAGGGGGAACCGGCGGUCCGUGCCGGUCGGCCGGGCGACCGGGCAAGGACAAGGUGGACGGCGGCGGUGACGACGAGGUUGGGGGGGAAAUCUCGCGUCGCGCGGGUGUGGACGUGAGCACGGAUAGCGCCUUUGACGGGGGCGGCGCGGGCGGCGCCGGGUCCGCGGCGGUGUUCAGGUCCCGUUCGCUUGAGUCUACGCCGCCCGCGGCGCCCGCAUCGGACCUCUCGAGCGCUUCUUCGGCGGCUUCGCCGGCUGGCGGCGCGUCCGGCGGCGCCAACGUCGCGACUCUGGCGAGGAGGUCGUCGUCCAAGAAGCGUAUCGAGAUGCCGCCCUCCGCCGUCGCCGGGCACGAUCGUCCCUCGACGCGGCUGCACUCCCCCGCCGCGAAGAGCAGGCCGACGUCGCGCGAGGCGAGGUUCGGAUCACCCGCGCGGGAACGCGGCGGCGCCCACCUCGGCGCUCACCCCGGCGCCCACCCCGGCGCCCACCCCGGCGCGUCCGCCGCGUCGGCUUUCGCGAGCGCGUUUGGCCUCGGCGGCUACGGUUUCGACCCGACGGACCCGUCGCUCGCUCACAACGGAGGGACGUGCCCGAGGGGUGUCGCGGACCUGGUGAUGAGUCGCGAGAGUCGGCUCGUCGGCGCGCUUCGAGGCGAGAUUCGCCGCGCCAGGGAGGAGCGCAUGGAGCUGGAGGCUCGAUGCCAGGGUUUGCAACUCAGGAGUUCCGCCGCGGAGUGGGAGCGAGACAGGUUGCGGUCGCACGUCGAGGAGUUGGAGCGGUCGCUCGAGCAGCACAGGCGAGCGCUGCGCCGCGAGGUGACCACGCGGGUCAAGGUUGGGCUGGACUACGGGGACUUUCGGGGCGGUCGGCACGUCGGUUCGGACGGUAGCGUUGUCGGGUCGGAGCACGCGCAUCACCGCGCGCCGCUGUUCCCGCAGGAGGUGCUGCAGGCUGUCGUCAGGGGCGCGGUGGACCAGAGCGUCGAGUGCGCCCUGGGCACCGGCCACGGCGGACCGGUCGGGCACGGCGCCGCCCUCGUCGACCGAGCGUCGGGCGGCGGCGGGGACCGACGCGUCGGGGGCGGUCUCUCCCGGUCCUCGAUUUCCCGGGCCAUCGACGACGACGCCGACUCGGCGCAAACGUUGCCAGCCGCGUCGCCCCCGUAUCCCGCGCCAUUCGUGCCGGCUUCGGAUCUCGACCUCGACGCCGGGGCGACACAGCUGGCGGGUGGGGACGUCGUCGAAUUCGCGGCGCGCGCGCCCGACGCCGGAGUCCUGGAGGACGCGUCGCACCUGUACAGCAUGGUUCGCGACGCGCUGCGAGUGCGGACCUAG
This is a messenger RNA of Micromonas commoda, 3234 nucleotides long. RefSeq lists its product with no specific name. Bases 1 to 3234 code for a protein of 1077 amino acids. NCBI's taxonomy places the organism in Eukaryota, Viridiplantae, Chlorophyta, Mamiellophyceae, Mamiellales, Mamiellaceae. The transcript has a single exon. The record is from RefSeq and is a predicted model, not a curated record.